This is a messenger RNA of Dentiscutata heterogama, 164 nucleotides long. Lineage: Eukaryota; Fungi; Glomeromycota; Glomeromycetes; Diversisporales; Gigasporaceae. The record is from the annotation of a GenBank genome assembly.
AGUUAGCCAAAUUACAAAGACAAACAGGCUUAUGGCGCAAUCAAGUGACUAAUACAAUCAUUAUAUGCUGGUCAAUUAUGGCCAAAUGUACUCGAUUAGCAUUUAAGUUUCCUUUAUCAAACAGUGACUAUGAAGAUCUUGAAAAGGAUUUAAAAAAAAAAUGA